CUUAAAAUACAAGUACUGCAGUACAUUGGUGUCGUCUUAAGUCCGAAUACGUGCGCACCGGCCGCUGAGAAUAUCGCGGCCAUCUUUUCUUUUUUAAACUUAGAAUUUGUUUUUUUUUAUUACAAUGUUGAAUUUAGAUUCAGCCAUUGUAGGUGCGGGGUUUAUGAAAGAGAGUAAAACCUUGUUGCGUGUCAGGUUGUGGUUUUAUGCCUUAUCCUAUGUGCAUUUGGUGGCAGUGGCAGGAUUGUUACUUACUAUUGACUUUGCUGCUCACGAUGAUCCGGAUAUACAAAUGUAUCAAAAGAUCAGAUUUAAGUUGAUCACAGCGUGGUUUAAUCUCUUCACAUUGGUCUACUUUCCCAUAUGCUUCUACUGUGAUUGGAGAGAACUGAGAGGAGAGCAUGAAUGCAAUCACGUCAAACUUCUCAAUCAAGUUAGAUGCCUGUGCUUCACAAGCAUCCUGCUGCCGACCACUGCAUUUGGUGACAUAUUGUUCUGGCGAGUAUGGAAUACUCAUCGAGAGUUGAUCGCACCGCCGAGUAUUCACAAAGUGGUUCCCUUCUGGUCCCAGCACUGCAUGCACACCGUAUCCCUUAUUGUGGUACUUACAGACCUCGUGCUGGUGAAGAGAGAAAGGCCGAAGAGUAACGUGCUGAACAUCGGAGUACUAUCGUCUUUCCUUAUCGCUUAUACUGUUGUGUGUGUACAAAGCGUGAUGAAAGGCGAAUAUAUUUAUCCAGGUCUAAAGCUGUUCACAGGAAUGAAGUUUCCCAUACUAGUCAUUUACGUUUUUCUAGAAAACUUCUUUUAUUAUACUAGCCAGUGGUUAGUAGUAGAUAUGGUAUGGGGUCAAGGGAAUCUGAAGAAAGUUGUUUAAAUUAAGUAAUUAUAAUAAUUUUAAAUAAGAAUUCGUAAUAAAAUAAUUUUAAACUAAGGAUUAUUCAUAAGGAAGAUAAACGUAUAGUCGCACAGUUAUUUGAUAUGCAAUUAAGAGAAAAGAUAUUGAUUCAGUACUGAGCUAUCAGCACUAAAUACAGUAGGGACACUCCGAGCAUUGGGGAUCGAGCGACGAUCAACGGCGAGACAGAAUAGCUUACUGCCAGACCAGAACCAGACCAGGGCGUUCCGCGCGCAACUCAAAGAGCUAAUAGACCACGUGGGUCAGAUGCAAUAAGGGAAAAUCUCAAAAAAUAGCUAUUGGUACACUAAAUCAUAUGGUUUUUAAUUAACCAAAUUCUUUU
Messenger RNA from Spodoptera exigua (beet armyworm), 1241 nucleotides. NCBI's taxonomy places the organism in Eukaryota, Metazoa, Arthropoda, Insecta, Lepidoptera, Noctuidae. The record is from the annotation of a GenBank genome assembly.